Exophiala spinifera is the source of this 900-nucleotide messenger RNA. RefSeq lists its product as uncharacterized. The transcript is spliced from 3 exons. Gene Ontology annotation, molecular function: iron ion binding; 2 iron, 2 sulfur cluster binding. Lineage: Eukaryota; Fungi; Ascomycota; Eurotiomycetes; Chaetothyriales; Herpotrichiellaceae. The coding region runs from base 1 to 900 and encodes 299 amino acids. The record is from RefSeq and is a predicted model, not a curated record.
AUGUCUCUCCCGACAACACUCCCGGCAAGCUGGUACUCGAGUCCAGAACUGAUGCGGCUCGAACGUCGCGCGGUGUUUCUGCGAGCAUGGUUCUUUCUGGGUACCAUCCAGAAAUUCGAAGCUGGCAGUGAAUGGCGAUACGAGAUUGCUCAGGUCCCAUUUGUCGUUCGAACUCAACGUCCGGCGGAAAGCGGCGAGAAGAUAGUAAAGACGUUCCACGAGACGACGGGCGAAGAGCUCCUCAGCCACCAAACCAGGACGGGGCUUGUCUUCAGUACCAUCUCUGCCGACGCCCCGUCGUUCGACGAAUACUUUCCGGGUCUGGAGCAGCUGCUUGACCGGCACGACUUCACGCAACGGCCUCACCGCAGGGUACUCAGCUACCCAGGGAAGUACAACUGGAAGACCAUGAUGGACGGGUUCCAGGAGUGUCUGCACUGCCAGUUCGCCCAUCCCGGUCUUUCCAGGCUGUACCCGCCCACGUUCUACCGGGUCGUCAACCACCCGAACUGGUCUCAGCACUUCUCCAACCCGGACCGCGACGACGACGGGCUCUUCCUGUACUUCUUCCCCACCACGACGCUGAACAUGUACAACGGCGGCAUGUCUACGUUUCGCGUCUGCCCUUCCUCCGCGGACCCCGGCGUGUCCAGAAUGGAGUACGACUACUACCACGAGCUGACCGGGGAGAAGUUCGAAGACUACUAUCGCUUUGUCCGCGAGGUGGCCGACGAAGACCACCAGCUCUGCGAGUUCACCCAGUCGAAUCUCGACAAGGGGAUUUAUUCCGAGGGAUAUCUGAACCCGGAGAAAGAGGUCGGAGUCAUUCACUACCAGCGACAGGUUUUUGACAUGGUUGCCGCACAACAUCUGAGAGAAAAGGAUCAGUUGGUCGCGUGA